AUGCUUCGCCGUUUCAUCAACUCCAUCUACCCCUCCCAAAAGCGCUACAAAAUAUGUUUCGUUGGUCUUGGGUAUACAGGAAAAACCACUCUUCUCUACCAACUCAAAUUAGGACUAGUUGGAGCCACGAUACCGACGAUCGGGUUCAAUGUAGAAGAGGUCGAUAUUCCCGGCACAUCGCUCAGCACGGUCUGUUGGGAUUUAGGUCUGGGAUGUGCGGACAUCAGGGUGAUGAUAAGGAUGCUAAAGUCGGUGGUGGACACCUGCGACGCUGCGGUUUGGCUUGUGGAUUGUAAGACAGUCAAGGAUGAGUUGGACGAAUCUUUGAAAGCCUUUCAAGACCUGUUCACGUCGAACCCGGAUAGCCCUUUGGCUUCUAUGCCUACUCUCCUGAGAUAUCAGUAUGUGCUGAUUAUGCUUACUAUAAUCUGCCCACAGUUUGGCAACGAAGGUUGA
Molecule: messenger RNA, 456 nt
Organism: Marasmius oreades (fairy-ring Marasmius)
Lineage: Eukaryota; Fungi; Basidiomycota; Agaricomycetes; Agaricales; Marasmiaceae
Exons: 1
Coding region: 1-456 (151 amino acids)
Biological process (GO): intracellular protein transport; vesicle-mediated transport
Cellular component (GO): cytoplasm
Molecular function (GO): GTP binding; GTPase activity
Source: RefSeq, a predicted model, not a curated record